AAUUUAAGACCAAACACUGUUGAAAUCUACAUUACAUAUUUGUCUAUUCGAGGUUGUAUAUUUGUGCUUUGUGUUGUCGUCAUGCUGGCGUCAGGGAUUUCGACUGUCAUCUACUUGUGGAAGCACAUGAAGAGAAUGGAGAAAAACAGCACAUUUUUUUCUGUUCUUCGUAACAAGCAGCAGAUGAGAUUGACAAUCAUCGGCAUCAUUCAGACGGUUCUCUUCUCGAUUGGUUUACUGUGGCUUAUGGGAGAAGAGCUCCUUGUGGACUUUGGUGUUUUUUUGGAUGGAGGACGUUUGCUUCGCUCUGUUAUGGCACUGUACUCUUUCGGUGUUAACAUACUUUUAAAUGCAUCUCCAUGGAUUUACGACAUUUCAGGAUCUGCUAUAUUUUUUGCCAUGUGGACUGGUUUUACUACCUCACUUUGGCUGAAUGUUUGUUACUUCUUCCAGAUCGUUCCUGUCCAGUGGCCAUUUUUGGUCUGGAUGAAGCAGCACAUCAGACUUAUUGUGUACUCGGCAUUAUCUGCAGAUAGACUCUUCUUUCUGUCUGAAUUCCUUUUUCGUGUCAUCUUGGAAAUGACUGAAAUUCCUGCAACAAGAUUUAAUUUAACCAGCGGUCGUGAGAACAUCACCAGUAAAUCAAAUUUAAGACCAAACACUGUUGAAAUCUACAUUACAUAUUUGUCUAUUCGAGGUUGUAUAUUUGUGCUUUGUGUUGUCGUCAUGCUGGCGUCAGGGAUUUCGACUGUCAUCUACUUGUGGAAGCACAUGAAGAGAAUGGAGAAAAACAGCACAUUUUUUUCUGUUCUUCGUAACAAGCAGCAGAUGAGAUUGACAAUCAUCGGCAUCAUUCAGACGGUUCUCUUCUCGAUUGGUUUACUGUGGCUUAUGGGAGGAGAGCUUCUUGUACAUUUUGGUGUUUUUUUAGAUGGAGGACGUUUGCUUCGCUCUGUUAUGGCACUGUACUCUCUCGGUGUUAACAUACUUUUAAUGGUUGGUCAGUCAAAAUACCGCCUGAUGGCUAACGAUAUCUGCAAAAAAAUACAAAGACUGAACUUUCCGUUUCCUUAAUUUCAUUUAGGUCGUCACUUCACAGCAGAUUCGUCUAUAGGCUUGAAAAAGGGAAAGAAUGCAAUGUUGGGGUGGCACUCAACUAAAAAUGCUCUGAAAUCUGAAUGUGUUCAAACAUCAAAUGUACUUCAUGUAGUAAUUUAGUGACUUCUGUCACCGUCACAGAAUAUACAUAACAUAGCUGAAAUUAAAAUCAUGUUAUGUCAACAGCUGUUAAUAAUAG
Molecule: messenger RNA, 1297 nt
Organism: Danio aesculapii
Lineage: Eukaryota; Metazoa; Chordata; Actinopteri; Cypriniformes; Danionidae
Exons: 2
Coding region: 82-1074 (330 amino acids)
Biological process (GO): sensory perception of taste; G protein-coupled receptor signaling pathway
Cellular component (GO): membrane
Molecular function (GO): G protein-coupled receptor activity
Source: RefSeq, a predicted model, not a curated record